AUGCCUCCCAGCCAUUUGCUGUCCAUCCUACGACUGUUCGUUGUCUGUCCGGCACUGUUUGCUCUUUCGCGAAUGCAAGCCUACCUUAUCACCUUCUUGCCGACUUCACUACAGUCUCGGUCGCGCAGUCUAUCCUCUCCGGUAUCACCGCUUCCCUCUGUCCAACUGGCUCCACAGUCGAAUCACUACCCUCCUGCUCACUUUCUUCCCGCCCGUCCAUCACGUCUUGCCGCGUCCAGCACUCUCACCAUGGCCACCAGCCGCGUUGGCAACACACCCGAUGCCAGUUGUGGUGGUGAUGUUGCUUUUUCCCUCUCGGAGCGC
Messenger RNA from Protopolystoma xenopodis, 324 nucleotides. Lineage: Eukaryota; Metazoa; Platyhelminthes; Monogenea; Polystomatidea; Polystomatidae. The record is from the annotation of a GenBank genome assembly.